GUAACAUUGUGGACUUGUAACUGUGUGAACCUUUAAAUUGACUAUGCAUGGUUCAUAACGUUAGCAUGGAUGUUGAGGUUCCGUUUUCAGAUGGGAUUAUCGGUUUGUCUCAAGUGGUCCUAGGUCCGUGGGCUACAUUGAAAAUAUUUUGUCUAUUACAGGCUAAAUGCGAUUUCUCCACAGACCUCUGACUUUAUAUAACAUAUCGUAGACAUGCUGUCUAUGAAAGUGGCCACAAAACUGAAUGGUUAGUUAAAUUACAUCAAAACUGUAGGUAUCCUAGGUGCCGAUUGACUGCAUAUCAGUGAGAUACGAAUGUGUGACCUUGGGUUACAUUUAAAACAAAUCGAAUUUGUCGUAAAAUUUAAAAUAAAUCAACAAAACUGGCAUACUUGGUGGAAGGUCGACCACAAACCUUUGCCUUUGGCUCCCCCCUCUGGCCACGAGUCGUAAAAGCAUUAUGACAGUUUAGCUCCAUACACAUGCGAGUCGCGCUUAUUCCUACUGUCGGCUUUUGUCAAGCAGUGAGGUUGAAUGUGUGUGAAGCCGUUGUUUUUACUAUCAUGUAUAUGCGCAGUGUUCAUGAAUCCAACCAAAGAAUUGGCUAACAUGAUUAUCAGGCCUUUUAGAUAUUUUGACUUUCACACUCCGAAGGAGGGCAUGUUGUGACGCAAUCUGGCAUAGGGUGAGGAGGAAGAGGAAGUAUACCAGAAGAAGAGCAAUUCAUAUACAACUCGAAACGGAAGUAGACUCACUGCAUCAGACACCUGGCAUUUCCGAAAUGACACUGAAGAUAUGUUUUUAUGUUCCGAACAUUAUUGGUUACAUUCGGAUAGUCCUGAUCCUGGCUGCUUGGUGUGCUUUCAAUAGUCCUGCCCUUUUUUUCCCUGCCUACCUCACCUCCGUCAUAUUAGAUGGUAUUGAUGGCUGGGUUGCACGGCGACUCGAACAGACCUCCAGGUUUGGGGCCUGGUUAGACGUCAUAGUUGACAACAUGGGACGAAGCAUGGUGUGGAACAUGCUGUUUCAAUGGGGUUGGCUCAUUUCAACACUGGAGUGGUGUGUGUUUGUCUGUAACCACAGUGCCUUUGGUGUUCACUGGAAGAGUAACUUUAAGAAGAGUCCAUAUUGGGUGAAAGCUGUCAUGGCUAAAGGUUUUAAGACGCCCCUGGGAGUGUUCACGAUUGCUGGGCUGCAUGUCUUGCCAGUGUGGCUAUACGGAUACCAGCAUGGGGUUCUCACCAACACGUUUUAUAUUCCUGAGUGGUUCCAGGGUUUGGGACUCAUGCUUCUGGCGGCAGGAAGACUGUUGUGUAUGUCUGUGGAGAUGUGGUGCAUCUGGAUCCACGUUCACUAUCUCACAGAUGUCGAGGACACCAAAAAGAAGAACUGACAGACCUGCUGGGAAGGUUCUUGCUCCUCAAAAACCCAGGGCACAUAAGAAGGAUUAAGAGUUUGUGUCUCUUAACUGACAGGGAACCCUUUUUUUUUUUUUGCUGUUGUAAGGAUUCAAGGGAUGAUUCAGUUUUCAAGUCAGGCCAAAGUGAAUGAAAGGGAAAAUGUCAGGAAAUGCUUAGUUUUGCUGAAAAAAUAAAUGUGAUUUCAGGUGCAGCUCAUGUAAUAGACAUGAAAUGGAAAUGAAAUGCUGCAUUUCUGUCUAGAGCUUUGAACUGAAGUAUUGUUGCUACAUAUUUAUUUUAUAUUUAUACUAGGGUCACAGGGUUUUUGUUAGUGUGGUUUGAUCUAGUCAUUUUUCCUUCCAUAAUGACAUUCAUAUUUGUAAUCAAGAAUCAUUUUUUGUAUAUUUAGGAUAGUUGUAAGUCAUACGCAUAUUCCAUAACACGGUCAGUGUAUUUAUUUAUCUAAACUCUUGUCUUGGUCUGUAGGUUUUUAUUUGUUUUUGAGACACACAGGAAACUAGUUUUAGUUAUUGAAAUGAUUUUUUUCUACACUUAACAUCUGAUAUUAUGUCAACAGAUAGACAGAUAGUGUUUCCAUGGCAGGAUUUUCCAGGAUGGCAUAUUUGAGGAAAGCCAAGAUACUAUCUUUUAACUAUUAUACUAUCAAGAUUUAAAAACCUCUUUUCAGCAAAACGGUUCAAAACUGUGGUAGACGCAUAACUCCCUCAAGGGCAUUGCUGUUGUGGAGGAGGGUCUCCUGAGUGACAUUUGUGUUCCAUAACACUGCAAUGCCUCUCUGUUCUGUUACAGGCAAAUAUGGGUUGGCAAUAUGCCAUGUCAGUGUACCAUUACAGCCACAAAGUACAUCUCCUCACGCUAAGGUCACGGCCCUUUUUGAUUACAUCAC
Molecule: messenger RNA, 2307 nt
Organism: Clupea harengus (Atlantic herring)
Lineage: Eukaryota; Metazoa; Chordata; Actinopteri; Clupeiformes; Clupeidae
Biological process (GO): phospholipid biosynthetic process
Cellular component (GO): membrane
Molecular function (GO): phosphotransferase activity, for other substituted phosphate groups
Source: RefSeq, a predicted model, not a curated record